This is a messenger RNA of Ceratosolen solmsi marchali, 1535 nucleotides long. It is a transcript of the gene Tpst, whose product is annotated as tyrosylprotein sulfotransferase. Gene Ontology annotation, biological process: peptidyl-tyrosine sulfation. Gene Ontology annotation, cellular component: Golgi apparatus. The record is from RefSeq and is a predicted model, not a curated record. NCBI's taxonomy places the organism in Eukaryota, Metazoa, Arthropoda, Insecta, Hymenoptera, Agaonidae. The transcript is spliced from 7 exons. Bases 79 to 1239 code for a protein of 386 amino acids. Gene Ontology annotation, molecular function: protein-tyrosine sulfotransferase activity.
CGAAGGAUGAGCCACGCGAGGUGAAAGUAGUCCUGGCUGCAUUAUAAACAUCUGGCUUUCGAGCUCACCCGCGGUGAUAUGCAUGACUACCAGACGAAGAGCUCAGGGAUGUCGUUUCUGUUCUCGCGUGGACCCUCCCGAAGGGCACCCAUGCUCUGCAUCAUCGCGCUCCUCUUCCUCCUCGUCCUCUACCAGCUGGGGAUCAUCUGCAACGCCCCGAAGGAGCCUACCCCCGUUAUGCUGGCUAAGGAGAAAUACGUGGUUGGACCGAACGACCAAAAGGUUUAUCCGUACGACCGCAACAUGCCGCUCAUCUUCAUUGGUGGUGUUCCCCGCUCAGGAACAACGCUUAUGCGUGCCAUGAUGGACGCUCAUCCGGAAGUCAGAUGUGGCCAAGAGACAAGAAUAAUUCCUCGUAUUCUUCAAAUGCGGUCACAUUGGCUGAAAUCCGAAAGGGAGAGCGUCCGUCUCGAGGAGGCUGGAGUAUCUAAAGAGGUGAUGGACAGCGCGAUCGCAGCAUUUUGCUUAGAAGUGAUCGCAAGGCACGGCGAACCCGCCCCACGACUCUGCAACAAAGACCCAUUGACGCUCAAGAUGGGCUCUUACGUCCUCGAUCUAUUCCCCAACGCUAAAUUCAUAUUUAUGAUUCGUGAUGGACGGGCGACUGUUCACUCCAUAAUAUCGAGAAAGGUCACGAUAACGGGCUUCGACCUUUCCUCCUAUCGCCAGUGUAUGAUCAAGUGGAACCAGGCCAUCACGAUGAUGUACAAGCAAUGCAAGGACGUCGGUCCCGAGCGCUGCCUCAUGGUACCCUACGAGCAGCUCGUGCUGCAUCCCCGUGAAUGGAUGCAGAAGAUCCUGCUCUAUUUGGACGUACCUUGGAACGAGUCUGUCCUUCAUCACGAGGAAUUCAUCAAUAAACCCGGCGGCGUCCCCCUCAGCAAGGUGGAGCGCUCGUCGGACCAAGUGAUCAAGCCAGUAAAUCUCGAGGCACUAACCAAGUGGGUCGGCAACUUCCCCGAGGACGUUGUGCGGGACAUGGCGGAGAUUGCGCCGAUGCUCUCGGUUCUCAAUUACGAUCCAUAUGCCAAUCCACCGGAUUACGGAGCACCCGAUAAAGUUGUUAGUGACAACACACGAAAGGUCCUGACGAACGGCCAGGUAUGGCAGAACAUGGCCCGGGAGCUGGAGCUCGUGGACACGUCGACUUUCUCGUCGGCCAACGGGACGAAAGCGUGACGACCGUCGGCGCCGUCGUCGCUACUCGACGCAUCCAGAAUUUAUGAUACUCGCGCCUCCGGACACAUAUAAGCGCGGGGAUACGCGUAGUCCUUUCGUGUACUCUUUCACCCGAGGUGCUGCAACCGAGAGGACGACUAAUUAGUUAUGGCAGCACGUCUGCGUGUCUAGGGAGGGGAAGGGCUUCGAUACGCUUACCACCGAUGGAAUUAGAAUUUUCGAGAAUGUGCGCGAUGUGUCUAGAGGAAUAUCGUUGUACUUGGAUUAUAAUUUUAAUGUACGUAUUUUUUUUUUUU